Gallus gallus (chicken) is the source of this 2257-nucleotide messenger RNA. It is a transcript of the gene AAR2, whose product is annotated as AAR2 splicing factor homolog. The coding region runs from base 34 to 1194 and encodes 386 amino acids. Lineage: Eukaryota; Metazoa; Chordata; Aves; Galliformes; Phasianidae. The record is from RefSeq and is a predicted model, not a curated record. Gene Ontology annotation, biological process: spliceosomal tri-snRNP complex assembly. The transcript has 3 exons.
CUCUCCGCCCGCGUCGCCGCUCCCGCCCGGGUUAUGGCGGGGCCGCAGGCGGACCCCGAGCUGGCCAAGCGCCUCUUCUUCGAGGGCGCCGCCGUCGUCGUCCUGGGCGUACCCGAGGGCACCGAGUUCGGCAUCGACUACAACAGCUGGACCGUGGGCCCCCGCUUCCGCGGCGUCAAGAUGGUCCCGCCGGGCGUGCACUUCGUGCACUGCAGCGCGGCCCGGACCGCCGGCGGCACGGAGACGGGGCCGCGCGCGGGGCUCUUCCUCUGCCUGCGGCCGCGCCAGGUGCGCGCGCUGCGCUGGGAGCCCGGCAGCGAGGAGCUGCGGGAGGCGGCCCCGGGAGAGGAAGAGGCGCUCGGGCGGGACCUGCGGGAGAUGGACGCGUUCCUCGGGCCGUACCCCUACGAGACUUUGAAGAAGUGGAUCUCCCUCAGCAGCUUCGUCGGCGAAGCGGCGGUGGAGCGGCUGCAGCCAGAGAGCGGGCAGAUCUCUGCCUUCUCGGAGGUGCUGCCGGUGCGGGCGGGGCGCCACGGCCGGGACCGCGCGGGGCAGAAGCUGCCCCCGUACGACGCGGGCUGCGGGAGUUACGCCGAGGGCGUGGCGCGGCUGCCCGAGAUGCGGCCGAGAGCGGGCACCGAGAUCCGCUUCACCGAGCUGCCGCGGCAGACGUACCCCGACGGCGCCAGCCCGGAGGAGAUCACCAGGCACAGCAUGGACCUCAGCUACGCGCUGGAAAAGGUGAUCGCGCGGCGCUACGCCGGCCGGCCGCAGGACCUGCUCGCUGAGUUGCAGUUUGCUUUUAUCUGCUUCCUGAUUGGGAAUGUAUAUGAUGCAUUUGAGCACUGGAAAAGACUGCUAAACAUCCUGUGCCGUUCUGAAGAUGCCAUUGCAAAGUAUCAAGACCUUUAUGCCAAUCUCAUCUUCGUCCUGUAUCACCAGCUGAAUGAAAUCCCGUCUGAUUUCUUUGUGGACAUCGUCUCCCAGGACAACUUUCUGACCAGCACCUUGCAGUCAUGGAUGAACUGGAGAAGGAGGACUGUCAGAAGGCAGCUUAAUUUCCUACAGUCUGCUUUGAAGCACACAACGUUUUUAAUACUCCCAAUUAAGUCACACAGAGGAAGCUAUCACAGGGUAUUACAGAAAAUUGAGGAGUUCCACUCCCCACACAAAACUCAAGCACCUGAGAGGUGACUCUGAAUGAAGUGCAGAAAUCAACAGAGCACAGAAGAGUUUGUGAUUCUUAUAAAUCUAAAGAGGCAGUAUUUGCAGGAGAAUGGAUCCCUGAUAGGAGAUGAGAUCUCUUAGUAAUUCAGAUACAGCAGAAAGAGCUCAGAAAGUCACCAGAAAAAAAAAAAAAAAAGAAAAAAAGAAAAAAAAAAACAGAAUUAACUGCAAACCAACUAGAAUUUGCUCACCAAAGACGUCCAAGCCUGCUUCUGGAGCAUGAAUUGUCCUGGCACUGUUGACCCGACAGAGGACAUGAUCAUUACAGGGUUGAACACAAUGAUCUCUGGAGGUCCCUUCCGAUCCCUACAAAUCUGUGAUCCUGAUGACCUCCAUCUGCACAGAGUUGCCUCGGAUGGGAUGAGAAGAAGCUGCUUCAGCAUUCAGGGAAAGCAGGAGUGCUCCAGAGGGGCAGUGCACACCAUGCAGCAGCCUGGCACCCAUCGCAGCACCAGAUCAAGUGAUGGCAAAUAAUGUUAUGCAUUUUGAUACGCUGGCUGAACGCAGUCCAAUGGACAGCAAAAAAUAUGCACCUUGCUUUCCAUUGUGAUCAUGGAAUGUGAGGAUAGGUUUCAAGAUUGCAGAGAAAUAAUAAAUUCUUCAGUAUAUUUGCGACUUGAUUUUCAGUCAAAGUAAGUACAUGACCUGAAAAUUGUCAAAUGAAAUACACAGAGUUGCAAUCAGGCAUUCAACUCAAACCUUCGAUCACCUCUCUCUCCUGUACUUUCAUAAGCCCUAUCUUAGCAGAGAGAAAUAUCCCUCGCUUCACAGCCAUGCCUUAUUCAUGUCGUUGCUUUUUGGCAGUACGUGCAUUUGUGAAUAACUAUUCUCAAAGAUGAAGCACGGGGAAAAUAAAAUUCCAUCAGAAAUCACUGACGAAUACCUGAGAACUCCCCCAGAACUGCAGCCAUCACCAUGGAACUGGGCUGAUGUGUAAGUUUCACAAAAACCAGGUCACAUACCUCACUGGUUUUGUGGCUUUGUUGCUUUCCUUUUUAUGUUCUAAUAAAAAAAAAUAUUAAAAAUUAAA